AUGGACUACGGCUUCUCCCCUGUUCGCGAGUGCGGAACACUGCACUUCCCCUCUCCCACACACCCCCACAGCUACCGUCUGGACGGCAACCACUUCUCCCAUCUCCAGCAGCUGCGCCGCUCGCUCUCUCGCUCGCCUUCGAAGCCGUCGCGCUUUCAGUUGCGCAACGCCGACUCGCCUCGUUCGCCCAUCUCACCACUGGCUCUUGCGCGCGCCUUCAGCCCACAGCAGCGCAAACCCACGUCGCCCACGGCCGCCUACCCAGAGUCGCCGCUUGGCGCCUCGACUGCGCCGGCGAAGAAGAAGUUCUCGCUGCGCCGCUCCCAACAGCCUUUCCGCUCCUCCCCGCGCACGCGCAACAGCAACUCCAAGAGCCCGCGCCGCCGUGCCCUGGGCGAGUCUACCGACAUUGGCAACUCGGGCACUUCUACGCCCUUCAUGCCGCGGCCAGCCGUCGGCCAGGAAAACGCGCCUGCGACCGCGCCUGUACGUCGGCUCAGUGCAGACUCUCCCGACACCAUGGACAUGGACAAGCGACUCGGAGUCAACGACAAGCCCAUUAAGUUUGAGUUUGCGCGCCGUCCCGAAUUGUCGCCUGCGGCCCCCGCCAAAUCGAGCCCGCUCAAGCGCAACGACGGCUUCAUGAAUCUGGGUGGCAGCUCAGGCAGCAGCCCAAUGGCGAAGCGCAGGAGUCUGCACAGCGUGGCCAGCCUAGGCAACGACUUUGAGAGCAUCUUCGACCCAACUCCGGCCUCGCGCGAGGUCACGGAGGAUUCGUCGCGUCAGGGUCCCGACUUCAACGCGGCCUUCUCCUUCAGCUCUCCCGUGUCAAACACCGUUUCCCCAAUACGCCGCAACCCAUCGUUACGCAAGUCGACCUUGUCACAGCGCACAAACACGCCCCGCGCAAAGCCUACGUAUGACGGCGAGUUUGUGCUACCUGGCCCCGCCGCAUCCAAGACGCGAAACCGCAUGUCUUUAGAUGGCUCCAUCGGCUCGCAUGCAGCCUCGCACCAGUUUUGGAGCCUCCCAACCACACCCACUCUCCUACGCACAUACGCCAUCUACAGCCAAGUCAAGCGUCAGCAAUGA
Messenger RNA from Plenodomus lingam JN3, 1092 nucleotides. Lineage: Eukaryota; Fungi; Ascomycota; Dothideomycetes; Pleosporales; Leptosphaeriaceae. The record is from RefSeq and is a predicted model, not a curated record.